UGCCUGGCCUCUGCGGAGUGCACUCCGAGUCCGUGUGGUGCAGCCCGGAGCGACACGCACGGGACGAGGGUCCCCAGACUGGGCAGAACUCUGUGGGCUUGCAUCCAGGGUCUGAUCUCGAAGGUCUCCAGGAUGCCUGGUCCGGGGAAGCCCCGGAAAGACCUCACGCGAUGGAAGAAGAAGAAGCAGCCUGUGCGCCGCACGGUCAGCCAGAUCUGCCCGCCGCCCCGACGGCCGCUGACGGUGGCCGAUAUCCGCCCGGGCAUGGAGAACGAGAGGCUGGGGGUCGUGCGUGACUCCAUGUUUCAGAAUCCGCUCAUCGUCAAGGCAGAGCUUGGCAAGCCUCGGGAGAGAAGCUGCAGCCUGCCUGGCAUCAACUUCAAUUACGGACUCUACAUCCGGGGGCUGGAUGGAGGGGUCCCUGAAGCCAUUGGGCACUGGAAUGUGUUUAAGCAGCAACCCACAUGCCCCCAUGAGCUGACCCGGAACUACAUUGCCAUGAACCGUGGGGCUGUCAAAGCUGGCCUGGUGACUGCCCGGGAAAACAUGCUCUAUCGUGAACUUAACGACAUCCGAAUCAGCGACCAGGAAGAGCGGCGGCAGAAGGAACCACCCUCUGCCCCUCCCAAUGUGACCUUCGGGAUCCGUUCACGGCCAUCCACACCCUUCUUUGACCUGUUACAACAUCGGUACCAGCAGCUGUGGGUACAGGAGCAGAAGGCCACUCAGCAAGCCAUCAAACUGGAGAAGAAACAGAAGGUGAUCCUGGGGAAGCUUUAUGAGACAAGGAGCAGUCAGUUGAGGAAGUACAAGCCGCCCGUGAAGCUGGAUGCUCUCUGGCACAUGCCUCACUUCCAGAAGGUGGGUCCCCAUCUUGCUACAUUCCCCACUGAGGCUGAUCGCCAGCGAGCUCUGAAGGCCCACAAGGAAGAGUAUGCUGUGCGCCAGGGCACCCUGCGGAUGGGCAACUACACCCACCCCUAGCCCUCCCCACAGGAGGAGCCUCCUUGAUGCGGUAGAAAAAUCCCCCAAGAACUCAUAUUUCUCCCCCAGACCCCAGAGGACACACCCACAUCUUGACAUAGCUCUUUGCCACAGGGACCUCAGAUUCAAGUCUUAUUUUUUUAUAAGAACCCCCAGCCCCCCAACCUUUCUGUCUUGUCACCCCCAUUUUCCCUCUGCCUAGGGAGCCGCCACCACCUCCUCACUCUCCUCCAUCUUCUCCUCUCCUCUUCCCUCCUUUCUUCUCGUCCAUUUCUCCUUUUGUCUCCGCUCUCUUCCUUUUCCAGGAGACCCACUCUGCCUCUUUGCCAGCCUUACUAGAUAAACCAAAAAUCACAAGGAAGCUUUAAAAUAAACAAACAAAUCCAGGCUAUAAGUCAGUUUCACAGCCCUGUCUACCAGGCGCCAAGAGCGACCUGUAUAUUUCCUGCAGAAAGUGUAACCCCGGCAGGCUUUGAAAGCCCUCAUUUCAUAUUCCAAACAUGAGUUUUAAUUGCCCUUAUGGGGAUGCCUGGGGUCUCGACAUGGUGGGAUUCUCUCUCUGGGACCCCUGACAGCAGAAAGAGCCCGCAGUUCAUUACUCAGGGCCAGCCCCCACCCUCAGUGCUGAGGCCCUGUCAAUCACACAGACCAGCAUGGACUUCUUAAGACUACCUGGAUGUCACUCAGCCCUCCAAAGGAGAGCACCUUGUGUGGGGGCAGGGGACUGGGAGACUCCAGAGGUGGAAUACCUCAGUACCUGAAUCCCAUCUUUCCCCGAUGCCUUUGGCUUCUCCUCACAAACUACAAACUGAUUUAUUUUAAAUAUAAAAGAUGACUUGCCCUCUUCACCAUGAGUCUUUAUUUGAAAGCAAACUGUAAAGGGAA
Messenger RNA from Onychomys torridus (southern grasshopper mouse), 1869 nucleotides. It is a transcript of the gene Cfap77, whose product is annotated as cilia and flagella associated protein 77. NCBI's taxonomy places the organism in Eukaryota, Metazoa, Chordata, Mammalia, Rodentia, Cricetidae. The transcript is spliced from 6 exons. The record is from RefSeq and is a predicted model, not a curated record. Bases 133 to 984 code for a protein of 283 amino acids.